UCCACACGCAACGGGCCAGUCGGAGGCGACGCUUGACGACGCGGACCCAGCUCGGACGCCGACUCAGACUCAGAUACGGCUCUGCUUCUGCUCUACGCUCAACGCUUCACUCUACACUCAAUCUGCUUCCCCCCAUCCAGUCACUCAGUGUCGUCUAUCUGUCGGUUCGUUGUGUGUUUGCCAAGUUUACACUUUCCGACAAAAGCGAAUGGCAAAAGCAAUCAGCAAACACCAAGACAGAGUCCCAUAGGCCCAGUCAAGGUGUGUUAAUAUAAGUUACACACAAGUGGUGCAAAAAGCAGUGGCUUGAGCCUGAAAGCAUUGUGCAGCUCCCACACGCCGCCGCCAAGUUCAAAAUCAACGCCUGACAAUGACAGCUGCAUCGACGUGGCUGUGCCCACUAGGCCAAGCAGAGACUGAAGCAGAGACCGAGCCAUCUGCAGCACCAGCAUCAUCUGUACUGGCAGCAGAAGCGACUCCAAUCAAAACAACAAGAGCAACAAGGAUAGCUCCAACUAUUACAAAAGCGGCAACAAGAGAGAAAAGCAGCAGAACAAUCAAUGGGCUCGACACGACAAGGCGAAGUCGUCAACGAGGCUGCACCCAAUGGACGGUGGUGGGAGCGGGUAUAGGCGUCAGCCUAUGCCUGGGAGAGAGGACGAUGCCAACGGUGACGUCGCUGUGGCUGCUGCCAUCGAAUGCGACAUCUUGGCUGCUGUUAGCCCUCCUCUGCCUGCUCGGCUGCCUCUGCCCCUUCACAGAUGCUUUGGAGGAGGACUGUGUUGACUUUCAGGGCAAUAAGGUCAACCACGGUAUGCUGUACGUGCCCGGGCCCGGUGUGUGCAGCCUGUGCGUCUGCUAUCACUCCGAACCACUCUGGUGCAAGGCCAUCUACUGUGAUCCGCCCUACUUUUGCAAAAACUUUCGAGUUGGUGAACGUUGCUGUGAAUUCGAGUGCCUUGAUCCCCCCGGCGAGGAUAAGCUGUAUCAGGAGCGCAUGCGGAAACGGGCUGAGAUAUUGGCUGGCAACAGCACCGCCACGAACGUGAGGCUGGCCCCGUUGGCCAUGUCCUCUAUAAUGCUCGGAUUCCUCGGCAACAGCUUGCUCAACUUAUAACUUGAAGAAAAACAGCCAGCGGGCAGCAGCAGCAGAUAGAGAUUCUGAGUUUUAGAUAAAUCAAUUUUUAAAAGAACUCCCAAGAAUGAACUUGAAGUUCAGAUUCCCUCAUUUUCGUUGCUCCUAAAAAACCUCGUAGAGCUCUCAGACAACUUAUUACAAUGUAAUAGACAAAACCAAACAAGUUAUAGAGAUAAACAUACACAUAUACUAUAUACAUAUAUAUAUAUAUAUAUUUAUAUAUAUGUAUAUAGGUGUAUCCUUAUAGAUGCACAGAAGUGCCGUCGAGACGUAGGUUUUCAAAUUAUAUCCCCCAGACUUAUAUAGGUACAAUAAUAAUCAUUUUCGGAUGCACACCGAGAACCUAACCAAAACCCAACCCUCUUUCAUCUCUCCUCGCCCAAAAGCAAUUGCAGUGUGAUCCAAAUCGAUAGGUAGAGGCCAGAGCAGAGCAGAUUUCUAGCAUAUAACAUAGACAUUUACUUAUUUACACAUUGAAAGGAAGGAAGUAACACAAAGAAACCAGAACAAACUCAUCAAGCGAACGAAUAAGACAACCUCUAGCACGUAAGAUCCGAAUAGUAAGCGAAUAUAUAUACCGAGGGAUAUGGACAUGGAUAUCUAUCUAUAGUACAUAUGUAUAUCGUAAGCAUAUUGUACAUACACAUGAGGAUAUAGCUCUGUGUAUCGGAAACGUUGUUGAUUAGUGUUUAGCCAACUAAAUGGAAAAGGAAUCAUUGGAAGGGAAGAACCAUUUGUUCUUUUUUUUAUAUCAUAUUGUACUCCUUACAUACAGCCAUACACAUCCCCCCACCCCCCACUUUUGCGCUUAGAAAACGUAUUUUUUUCAUCUGGAAAUUACAAUACUUAGAUGUAAAAGAGAUUUAGUGGGUAAUCCUAAUAUCUUAUUGGAAUUUGGUAAUGGAAUGUUGAAAGUCCACAUCUCUAGAUGAUUUUUCCUACAAAAACUGUAGUUAAUUACACAUAUCUUGGCAACAUUUUUUCCAAAUAUAUUAAACAAAUCAAAGAGACACCAACCAACAUCAACAUGAAACACGUCAGAGUGAAUGAAUCAUUAUCUUGCAUUGGUGCUAAUUUUAUCGUAGGCUAAAGACACAUAGACAUACAGACGAGACAUAGACCGCAGCACAUCACAGCACGUACGUCACACUCAAUCACAAAUUGAAUCAAAUUCUAUAUAAACUUAUAUCAAUUAGCUAAUAGGAAGGGAAUUAAUAGGUAGUAGUACGAAUCCUUGCGUUGUUUAUAAGUAAAAUUGCCCAAGGUAAAGAGCUGUUGAGCGUCCAAUAGUAAAUCGAUAAAAACUAUGUAUGUAUGUAUGUAUCUAUGUAUAUUUUGUGUUCUCCCAUUAAUUGGUUUUCUUAUUGUUCUAAUAAAUCAAGUGCAUAAUCAGAGAAGGCAAAGCUUAAUAGAUAAGUACUAUAGGGAGACAGACCCC
Molecule: messenger RNA, 2576 nt
Organism: Drosophila persimilis
Lineage: Eukaryota; Metazoa; Arthropoda; Insecta; Diptera; Drosophilidae
Exons: 5
Coding region: 371-1117 (248 amino acids)
Cellular component (GO): membrane
Source: RefSeq, a predicted model, not a curated record